This is a messenger RNA of Copidosoma floridanum, 626 nucleotides long. It is a transcript of the gene Cypl, whose product is annotated as peptidyl-prolyl cis-trans isomerase-like 1 Cypl. Lineage: Eukaryota; Metazoa; Arthropoda; Insecta; Hymenoptera; Encyrtidae. Gene Ontology annotation, cellular component: catalytic step 2 spliceosome. Gene Ontology annotation, biological process: protein peptidyl-prolyl isomerization; protein folding. Gene Ontology annotation, molecular function: peptidyl-prolyl cis-trans isomerase activity. The record is from RefSeq and is a predicted model, not a curated record.
GUUGAUAGUUGAUACUCCGACAUCAUUCACUGAAUCAUAUCGCACGGACAUCGCAUAAUAAUUAUCGUCCUCUAUACUUGUUUUCUGUAUUUGUAAAUUAUGGCACUGACUGGUUCAAGCUCAUCAGGCAUUCCUGAUAAACACUGGCAACCACCUUUUGUUUCUCUAGAAACCUCGAUGGGAGAGAUGGUAAUUGAGCUGUAUUGGAAACACGCGCCAAUAACUUGUAGAAACUUUGCCGAGCUUGCCAGGAGGGGGUAUUACAAUGGCACAAAGUUCCACAGGAUCAUCAGGGAUUUUAUGAUUCAAGGAGGAGAUCCCACAGGAACAGGAAAGGGAGGCACUUCAAUUUAUGGUGAAUGCUUUGACGACGAGAUUCAUGACGACUUAAAGCACACUGGUGCUGGAGUAUUAUCAAUGGCGAACUCUGGGCCAGACUCAAAUGGUUCUCAAUUUUUUAUAACUUUAGCUCCUACUCAAUGGUUGGAUGGAAAACACACGAUUUUCGGCAGAGUACAUUCUGGCAUGGCAAUAGUCAAGAGAAUAGGGCUUGUAGAAACAGAUAAAAAUGAUAGACCUAUCGAUGCUGUUAAAAUAGUAAAAGCAUCCAUUAAAAAUAUGUAAAC